AUGGAAUCAGAGUUUGCUGUAGGUGAUAAAUUUGCCUCUUAUUUUUCAGACUUUUACGAUCAAAGAAUACUUAUCUCAAUCUAUUUGUUAUUUCCAUUAAUUUUGAUAUUCUUCUUACUUAGUUUAAGGUAAUCGAUAAAAAUAUUUAAGAGAUUUAGAAAAACUAGAGAAUUAAGAGACAUAUGACAAAUAGCAUACAAUAUAUUAACCAAAUAUAUAUAAUAAUUUAGUGAAUUAAUGGACUUAAUAAGGAAUUCAAAAUUUGAAAUAAGAUAAACGAUAUAUUGACUGGUAAUUGAAAAAAGAGAGGGAAAUAGAAUUAAGAUCAUAAGAAUCAAGUAAAUUAUCAUUUCGAUAAUUAUCAUAAUGA
Messenger RNA from Paramecium sonneborni, 370 nucleotides. Lineage: Eukaryota; Ciliophora; Oligohymenophorea; Peniculida; Parameciidae. The record is from the annotation of a GenBank genome assembly.